AUGGGAACUGCUCAGUUCUCCUUGGGUGGAUGGGUUGAGCAUGCCCUAUGUCCUUACAGCUUGGCAACAGCUAUUAAUGUUUAUUUUAUUAUUUUAAUACAAAUAUCUUCUUUCCUAUUUGCUACCCUUUUUUAUGUACACAUUAAGAUAUCAAACCACUUUCAUCCAUUCUUUAGCAUACUAUUGGGCUCCAUCAUAUUCAGCUAUGCUCUUUGCGGCCUAUGUCUCAGUGUUCAACGAAUAGUUUUUCUGUUCGAAUGGGACACUUUACAUAAUUUGUUGGAAUAUCCUAUCGUUUAUCUAUAUGGUUACAUUACGCCCGCGUAUUUAUCUUUCAUAAUUGAACGCCUCAUUGCCACUAUCUACUAUUCACGUUAUGAACAUUCACGGUUUUGGCCAUUACUAGUUGUUCUGGUGGUUUUUGCGAACUGUUUCGCCAUAUUUGAAAUCACACAAAUAUCCAAAAAUGAGGAGGGUGGAGAGAAAAGUUAUGUAUUCGGGUACUAUCUCAUGGGGCUAUGUGCACUCACAAGCUUGGCUUUUCUAAUAAUUUUCUUGAUUAAUCAGUAUUUGAUGAAAUCCAGUACUAAUCAUAUGACUCUUACUCAGCGUUAUCAAUUGAUUGAGAAUAUCAAAGUUGUGAGAAAUGCAUUAUUACCCAUUGCCAUAUUCGAUACUCUCAUAACCGUUACGGACUUUGCCGGAAAUGCUAUUUUCAAGGAAAAGUUCAUUCCCAUACCUGAUCGAUGUGAGAAUGCAGUCGUUUACAUUGUGGUAUUUACUCUGAUGAAUACAUUAUCCAUCUGUUUCGAAUAUUGUAUUCCAUUAUUCAUCAUGUUAAAAUGGGCAGCCUAUAAGAAAAAUUUACCAUUUUGGAUUAAUUGUAGAAAGCAAGUCGUUCCCCAUCGAGAUUCAACCGUGAUUUUGAGUGUCUUUGGGGACUCUCUUAACCAAUCGCCAACUGUCAUUGAUUAUUUCAAUCAUUUACAAAUGGAAUGGAAUAAAUGA
Auanema sp. JU1783 is the source of this 1008-nucleotide messenger RNA. The record is from the annotation of a GenBank genome assembly. NCBI's taxonomy places the organism in Eukaryota, Metazoa, Nematoda, Chromadorea, Rhabditida, Rhabditidae.